CCGCGGGCCGAGUAACGAUUCCAGCCGCGUUUCAUUCUCCGUUUGGACGGGAAUGACGACGACUUCCUCGACGGAUGCAUCGUGCAUUUAAAACGUCAAGAAGAAAAAUCGGCCGGGAGAGAAAUAGUACGAAGCCAUCCGCCACCCUUUCCAUCUGUCCCCAUUUUUUCCACGAACGAUUCGAGUCUAAGAAUCAUUCCCGUUCCCGUUCGCCGGGUAAUAACUUGAUUAUUCGACGCAGUAAUAAGCUGCUUUCGUUUUGCUCGCUCGUUCGACGAAUUACAGGACAGGACAAUGGUUACGUUGAUGACAGUGGUUAGCGACUCGAUCACCGUAAAGUCGUUAGAAAUACCAGUUGAUCGUGUUUUGGUAAAACCGACCGUCAACGGAAUAUGCGAGCUGCGCCGAGGAAACGAUUACCGAUUCCGAAGGGUUUAAUUAACGAUCAAGUGUAUCGGAACUAGUCGCAACUUUGGGGAAAACAUCCUCGAAGAUGGUGCAGAGUGUGGGUCGCGCCGGUGGGAACGAAAGGAACUGUUGUACAACAAUAAGGCCAUCGGGAAGCAAGCUCGAGAGAGGGAAGAUAAGAGAAGAUGGAGGAAUCGUCCCGAGUGUGACGAGCGAUUAGACUGAUAGUUUUUAUCGUGGAUCUACGAUUCUCCUUGUUGCCGGAGGGAAUUGCCUAUAGUCGAGCUUGGCGUCAUGGGGAAUGGUAUGAAUAAGGUCCUUCCUGGCCUUUAUGUCGGGAACUAUAAUGAUAGCAAGGACGCCGAUCAAUUGGAGCGCUUCGAGAUCACUCACAUUCUGGCGAUCCACGAUACGGCGCGUCAAUUGCAUUCAGACAAGCAUUAUUUGUGCAUACUGGCAGCGGACAGUCCUGAUCAGAAUUUGACCCAAUAUUUUUCCUUGUGCAAUGACUUUAUCCACUCCGCCAGGUUAAGGGGUGGGAACGUCCUUAUACACUGCUUAGCCGGCAUGUCGAGAAGCGUCACAGUAGCAGUGGCCUAUAUCAUGAGCACCACCAAUCUGUCAUGGAAAGAGGCACUCAAAGUCGUCAGAGUGGGUCGUUCCAUUGCCAAUCCAAACGUCGGGUUCCAGCAACAGCUUAAGGACUUCGAAUCCAGCCGGCUUCACGAGGAACGUCGCAGAUUAAAGGAACGAUUUCCAAGUCUGGCGCUCGCUCAGGCUGACGCAGAAGUAUGUCGCACUACUUUAAAAAAUUACGAAACCAUGGCACUGGCGCGCGAAGUGUGCGAAGGGAAAUGUGCCAUGGGCCGUCCUUGUCCAACUGGAUUGUGCCGGCAACCAUCCAAAAGGAGUCCAAGAAGAAAACCAUCCACGGGGAGUACGAGCAGCGUAACAAGUGGAAGAACACCGCCGCAAACACCAAGAUUGCUACCAUCCGCUCCACCCUCGCCAGCCAUGCACAGAUCGAGUAGCGUAGUGUCUGCAACGUCUAGACCUAGAAGUGGCCCUGCUGGAUUGCAUUAUUACACUGGUUCUGCGCCUCCUUCUAGAGCGGUGUCGAGGGUUGACCUGUCGGGAGCAGUAGCAUGCAGUAGUAGCAGUACGAGUCUGCAGUCCGUAGGUAGAUCGGGGAUCUCCACAAGCAACUGGCGGCUGACCGCAGGAUCAGCGCCCAAUACGCCGAGACCAACGCCGCCGGUUUCCCCUCAGCGUUGGCCGAGGCGAGCUUCCGCCAGACAAGCGUCCCAAUUGCCGGUCUCUCCAGAAACUCCAUCCUCGACCACGUAGCAUCUCCGAAAUUUCGCUUCGUUCUCAACCCUGCCUGAGUAACAUCAAGGUCCUCCCGUGGGAACGGAGCGCGGAGCUUCGCGUUUACGAUCUUGUCCAAGGUUCACGAGAUCCGUGCCGACUCGGUUAGUGAGUGACUGCUACUGGCUACCAACUACGAAUGUCUCACAACGAGCAACCUUUUUGCCAUUCAACGCUCGCGGAAGAAUCGAAGCUAUCCACGACACGGGAGAAACCCCCUUGAUUCAGCGGCCGGCUAAUUUUGGCCGCUAACAGCGAGUGUCUCAUAGUGUGUUCGCUUUUUGUCAUUUCCUUGCGAUACCUGCAGAAGAAGAUGACGAAGAAACUGGUUGUGCUUAAGUUUAGACAGAAACAACGGCCAUUUCUGAUUGGCUAGUGCUGACGAAUAUUGUCAUACGAGUUAGCGCUUUGCCAUUUCGUUGCGACGUUUACAGGAGAAUGGUAGCUAUCGAUGAUGAGAAAGAAGGUCUUCGAAGACGAAGAAAUCAGCUAGAUUUAAGGAAGACACGACGGUCAAUCCGAAUGAGACGAAUGAUCACGAACAGCGAAUCUUUUUGGUAUUUCGUUGCAAAGUCUCUAGAAGAACGGAAGCUGUUUACGGCGAAGAGAAGCGUGUUCGAAGAUGAAAAAGAGAGCUGUGCUUAAUUUAAGGCGGAAAUGAUACGCAAUCCCGAUGCAUAUUGUGAUAGAUCGAAAGCUUUAAAUACAGUGAGUUGCUUGUGUCAUAUCUGGCUGACGGACUACGGUGCAGCCGAAUUAACUUAAAUCUGUGUGAUUCAUUAGCAGCACGAGAAUGCACUCUUCGUUAUAGUCAAUAGAACAUCGAGAUUCUCGGUGGGAUUCAAAGUGUUGACCCUGUCUCUGGGAUCGAUGAUUAUUUCUAUUUUAGAAAAGAGACUGACAAACAGUUUCGCGACGCUAGUCAGAGCCCGAUGCCAUCGGCUUUAAACUGAAUGCUCACGUGGCCGCUUAUCAUCUUAAUCGUACAACUAUGCAAUGCUGAUGCAGCCGCUGCGACGAUCUCUUCUUCUCUUUUGCUUAGAGCGAAUGAAGAACAUUCCGCCGUGAUCGGAAUCCGAUGCAAUACUCCUACGACGCUUCAGCCAGCGAUUGUUUAACACGGUAUCCGCGUUACCGCGCGAUCGUCACCAGACGUAGCGCAAAUAUGAUUUCUGGCGUGCGUGAUGCAGCAAUCACCGACAAUCUUCGCGCGCGAUUGUAUACAACAUGACCCGCAAUCGUAUUUUUCUCGUAACCGCGUGAACACUCGUUAAUUAGCAUUUUUUUAAAAAUGGAACAAAAAUACAAGUAACCAAAGCGCACGAUAAAUAUUGUUGUUUAAGGACGAACGGAAAACCAUGAGAGGGGAAACGCGAUGCCAGGAAUAUAGUACUGUUUUAAAAUAAUAAAUAUCGAAGCUCGUCCAAAUGGGUUCACCGUUUAGUCGUGUAAAAGAGAUUUACUCGUAGUGAAGACUCUAGAUUACAUCUUUUUUCCAAUUAAUAUUAAUCGUCCAAGGAACGUAGAGAUUCGCUAUUAGAGGCUCAGAAAAUCGUCGCAUCUCGUAUUCCUCGAGCAAAUUCCUUUAUCGGCGAAUUCCUGUUAGGGGUUGCGCUACCUUGACACCCUUAAAUACUUGAAACUUCUUUUCAUCUUGUUUAUUUUUACGAAACGCGGUAUUUUUACAUUUAUUUGAUCAUACUAGAUUCCAAUGCAGUGAUACAAUUAUUGCUGUAUUCAUUUUAAAUUAUCAAUUGAAACUGCAAAUGAUAGAUGUCCGACAGUUUUCGAAAUACGUUAUUAAUUUUUUUGUACAAAAUUCGUGACAAUGUUUUUUGCUUUAAUUCAGUCAAGGUAGAGUAAUUCCUGGAACGAAUAGUUACGUUUGUAAACGCGCGCACCACGAAUCGUUGCAAUUCAAAAUGGCGUGCGAAUUUUUAGCGCCGAUGCACCAUCGCGUUCGCAUAAUCGAGCGCCGGCGAAAAACAGUUUCGAUUCAUCCUACACUUUGUUCGUCGAGUCGAAAUGGAAUCAGAACGAUUGUGUUCAGGACUCUUAGGCGAGCCGUUCGUGCGGAACGAUCGUAAUCAACCCCAGCUAACUUAUAAUUAGACUGCAAAUGUUCAUGCGUAUCUAUUCAGAUUUUUUAACAGAUUCGGUCCAAAACGAAAUUUAUAUUUCUUACAGCGGUUUCCUUAACCGCGAAGGAUCUUGCAAAUUUUAUUGCAACAUACCUAACUUGCAAACCUGAAAUUUUACUGCGACAUCAUUUCUUUUGCACUUUGUUUCGCACGCUCACGUGCACCGUAAGUACGCAAACAUUUGCAGUCUACUUGCGAUACAGCCAGAAUGGGGAAAUCGAUAUCCGGUAACCUGUAAUACAGCGCAAAGGGAGAUGAUUCUACAAGAAAAAUAACUCAAAAAUGUGGAAUAAAAUUUGUUCUCAGAAAGCUUCGUUUCCGAGAAAAUGGAACUCGACUGUUGACGAGGUACACAAGUUACAUAUACUUGCUCGGUACACAAACAUUUCUGGUUUAUGCAAAACUUUCCGUCACUUGCGAAAUUGCUGGCAUUAAAUUGCGGACAAAAAUUUGCAGAUAAGAACAAAAAAUUUAAAAAUCACCGGAAGACGAUCGUUUUCUUUGGCUAACGGAUUGAAUUUAUCUGAAGUAUAGUAAAAAUAGUUCUAAAGGGGACAUAUUUUCAGGACAAUUAAUUGUACAUUAAACGGAAGACAAAUACGUAUUUUCUUAACAAAAAACGGAGAAAAAAUAUGAAUUUUUGCAUAGACCUAAUUAUGUGUAAUUUCGGAAGUGAAUUCUUUGAGGAAUUGUAUUUUACAUUUCUGACUUACUAUAUCGCGUAUAUUAGAAUUGUCGUCAUUCUAGCCAUGUAUUAAUAUAGACGUAAUAUUCCGCCAUUUUGGAAAACAACUCGAGAAAAAACCAGGUUUUCGAACACGUCUGUGCCGGAGUCCUUCGAAUGUUGAUGAGGGAUACGAGAAGGAAGAAGGAGAACGCGAGUCGUUGUUCCUUGAAUCGUUCCAUUGAGUUUGUUUGCAAACCGUCCAUUGCAAUUGUUGGAUUUGUAGCGAAACCACGCUGUUUAGCGCAAGUUGUUAACCCUGGGGAAAGCAUAUACUACGUAUAUAUAUAUAUAUGUAUAUAUAUAUACAUGUGUAUAUACAUAUACACGAAGUGUGUACGCUAAUAAAUGGGUUUCAUGCACGCAGAGGACGAGACGAUGCCGAAAUUUCUGUCAGGAUUCAAUAAUUGAUAACUGCGGGUUAAUUCCUUCACUACCAUACAUAAGCAAGAAGUAAUUUAACGAUUGGACUACGGAUUUGAUACAUAUAUGAUAAUGAUUCAAUGAAAGAACAAAACUUAAACAAAGUUAAUGAAAGUUUCAAUCUUCGUUUAAUUGACUAACUAAAGACUAAAUCUGUAGGACCAUUAACGUCAUUUUGUUGUGUGAAAAAUCGAGACUCGCAUAAACAUGUACAGUCAAAGUUUUAUACCACUGACUUAUUGAUUGAUUGUUAUUUUUCUACUGGUUCGGAGAAUUCCAACAAAAACUAACAAAUCGAUAUCAGGUAUAAGAACUCUACUUAUUCUCGUAAUAGAUACGUGACUUCAAUAAUCCGAAAUAACUGGCACACAACGCAAGAAACGUUCUUUAUACAAAAAAUACAUUAUCUAUCGUUAUGUAAACUGCCUCUGUUCGUGCGAAAGACGCGUUUAUAGCGUACACCCUGUAUGCAUACACAGCCUAUAGGCAUAUGUUGUUACAAAAGGGAUUUCAGAAAAUUUUAUAACUUGUUGGCAAUGGUGAUUAUUAUGCGACUACGUCGUACAUUUACGUAGACACGUUGUUACACUUCUUUCGUGCACCAAAGUACUCUUGGUGGAAAACGUAUAGCGUGGUUGUAAAAUCGAUGAGUAGCUGAAAUACUCAUGCUCCUGGCACUGGGACAAACGAAUUGACAGAAACAUAAAGUACCUAUGGUUUCGGUAUUCGUUCAGAGUCACGCAUGAACUCGUUUUUCCAAGCUCGACCUUUCUUGCCCACUUCUGUUUGAACUCGAUGCUUCGUUUCUGAUUCAUCAAACGAACGCAAAAAAGGAACUGAAACAUUUUCGAAGGCCAAUCAAAAUUUUAUAGUCUUCGUAUCGGUUUACUACGUUUUUACCACGCUGCACAGUUUCCACUAAUUAUACGAUUUACCGACGAACGAGAGGCGAACGUUUGCGAGCGGAUCACCGAGUUUCAUCCCUCCCCUAUCGUCAAUACGCAAUUUCCUCGAUUCGCACGAUAGAAUCGUUUAUUUUUCUAGAAUCAUCCGAUCGAUCAUCUAGUCCGAUAAGAAGAAACAAUUAGAGGAUAGUACACUUGUACGCGCUGUUGAAGAAUGUAAAGACAGGCGAACAUGAGCGCUCGUUUUAUUCGAUUUUUUAGCGUUACCGAGUCCGGAGGGUGAUUUCCUGCGCGUUCGGUGCAUUAGAAUAUUUUUGUUACUGUCUGCGCGGUUAACACGUUCGCAACCGGCAAUUCUUUUUUCAAUCUAAUGCUCGUCACCACAUUUACAAGCUUAAAUCUAUAGCUAAAUACAGAAAAAUUCUAGCAUCGAAACAAUAAACAUAGUUGCAAAGAUCACUUUAGAAAUCACGUUUGCAGCUACUGAUUAAUUCUUAAAAAUUUUAAGCAGUUUAGGAAAUAACUUAGUACGUAAUAAACAAAGCGACAUUUUUUGUAAGUACCGUUUUAAAUUUUAUUCAUAGGCGUAGGAAAGCAAAGUUUUAUACUUCGUGUUUGCGUGAUGCUUUUUAAACAUAUUUUCUUACGCAAUAGUAGGUAUCUUUUGGUACUGGAAAUUGUUUGAAUAAUUUUGAAAGAAUUAAACAGCUAUUGUUAACCAGCUAUAGAUUGAAAGAAAGGCAUAAUAAUAGAUCAAUGGCAGCCAGCAAUAAUUUUUAUUAGAUGACGGUUGCGAAUAUGUUAAAGUCACUUUCUCCACGUGAAGCUGUACUCUUUUGAAAAUGCUGAUCAAUAGUCUAAUGAAAUCGAUGAAAUUAAUUUACCGAUCUUACUUCUAUUUUUAUGUUUAUUCUUGAUUUUUACAUGAAAUGCUCGUUGAUCGAGCAGUACGUUACUACCCGAUUUGUGGAUCAAGAUUAAUUUUAUCGAUCUCGAUAACGCCAGUUAUCAUUCCGAGUAGCCCAAAAAAGUACAGCGGUGAUAAUGUUAAAAAUUCACAAAAUAUUUUUUAUAAACUUAUUGUUUUCAAUAUUUGCUCGAUAUCAACAUAUCGCUGUUAUAUUAAUUAAAGAUAUAUUUAAAUAUACACAGGUACACAUAAAACGCAUAAUCAUUUAAAAGCGAGAAAAUGUAUAGUUAAGGGAGUUCGAUAUGUAUAAUUUCAAGGAAUCGAUUCAUUACGUUUUGUCAUAGAAUUUCCUGCUCAAUAAGCUUUGUUGCAUUAACCUUUUACCGCAUGGUUACCUUUUUAAGAAAACAUCUGAUCUAGAAAAUGAAAUUUGACGUUGUGAUUAUAAAAAAUGAAUCCCAGAAAUACUUUCUUAUACUUUUAGUACCAAUAAUUCUUUAUGCAACAAUAACAUUUACAAAAAGUAUAAUAAUACAUAGUAAGAAUUGUAUCAUAAAAAAGCACAUCACAUUUUAUGUAAUGAAACACAGUUUACAACAUAAUUUGUAACAUAUUUCAUAAUUAGUACUUUAUACUGAUGACAGUUAAAAAAUAAAAUGUUUGGUCUAUCAUACGUGAUGUAUUAUGCGAUCAGAGGUUAAUGCAAUUUUUAGGACCCAAUACAUCUAUAGGACAUUUCAUGUUUCGUAUUAAAUGCUUGAGCUAAACAAUCUUUAUGUUGCAGUUGUAAAAAAAUUACGUUAAAAGGAAAACGAGAAAAAGAAGGAAACCGGAAAUCAUUUUCAAAAUAAGUAGUAACUCGAUUCAUGUUUAAUAGGGUAACUACCGAAACAAAUUUGUGUCGCUGUCCUACUCCUCCCAAGAUGAAAAUGUGUAUAAUAUAAUACAGGAUGUUUGCAUUGUUAGGUUCUUUUUUAUGAAACAUUAAACACGGGAUCAAACGUGAAGUACGCGAUGUGAAAAAUUGGAUUGUAUCUGAACUUCAUUAAAACUUUUCAAACAGGCAUAACAGAUUAUUCUUUCGUUAAAAAUUAAUUCUUCGAACGUUUUAAAACGAUUUCAAAAUUUAUGUUCUUGAACUUCGAUUAAAUUACUUGUUAACAAGUUUAAACACGUUCAGUUACUUGUAACAUACUUGUGAAAUUUAUCACAUUUAGUCAUCUUAAUGAUGAUUAAUUUUUUAAUCCUUUUCCUUCUGUGAAACUAUUUUUACUAUUUGAAUAUUUCUUUUUUAACAUUACCGAAACAUUUAAGGGCUUUCAAUAGAUUCUAAGAACCGUUGGAAACAUGUAAUUUGUCAUUCAUGAUUUUCAAAAUAUAACUUGAAAAGUUUUGGAAAGCUUUAAUAAAAAUUCUGGCGCUUCGUAAAAUAAGUUGCAAUGCUUAUUUAUUUCCAUAAAACAAACAUUUCAAAUCUUUAAUAUUCGAUGGAACGUUUGUUAAUGAAGACCAAAGUAUAUUUA
This is a messenger RNA of Nomia melanderi (Alkali bee), 8402 nucleotides long. RefSeq lists its product as uncharacterized. The record is from RefSeq and is a predicted model, not a curated record. Gene Ontology annotation, molecular function: protein tyrosine phosphatase activity. Gene Ontology annotation, cellular component: cytosol. Lineage: Eukaryota; Metazoa; Arthropoda; Insecta; Hymenoptera; Halictidae. Gene Ontology annotation, biological process: signal transduction; protein dephosphorylation.